UUACGGCCCACCGUGGAUAAGCAGCUAGAUAGACUAGAAGCGGCUGAAACCCGCUCUCCUUCUCCCUCUCCCUCUGUUCUCGAUCGGCCUCCAAGCAACUGCGCAGCAGCCAUGGCUCUCUCCUCCGCGGCUAUUACCUUCCAUCUCACCGCAACGCCAGGCAAUGGCGUCUCUCGCUUGUCCGUGACGUCGGCCGGCUCUUCUGCUCGUGGUAUGAGCAGGAGCGUGAGAUCCAAGUCCCUGAGCGUCAGGUGCGAGCAGGGAUCCAAGGGCGGCCCUGGGCUGGACGUGUGGCUCAGCCGCGGCGCCAUGCUGGGCUUCGUCGGGGCGGUAGGGGUGGAGCUCACCACCGGCAAAGGGGUUCUUCAGAACGUGGGGCUCAUUGCGCCGCUUCCCGCUCUGGCGUUGGGGCUCACCGGAGUGGUGGGUGUCGUCACCGCGUUUCUCAUCUUCCAGUCCGGCUCGUCCGAUUGAUGGAUGUCUGGGCUAAUCUGUUGGCAGGGCAAUGAAAAGAAAUUUUUGAGCUGUGUUUCUUGGUUCUCCAAGUACGAAUCACUCUCUCUAGCUGUGUCGGUGAAAUCGGAAGAAAUUGUACUGACCGGGCGUGAAUGUUAUGUCACCCAAAACAAAUGGUAGGAGUGUAUACAAUGUCACUGAAGAUCGAGAAUAAAUCAAUUUUUAUGGUGUUAGCAA
Molecule: messenger RNA, 693 nt
Organism: Lolium rigidum
Lineage: Eukaryota; Viridiplantae; Streptophyta; Magnoliopsida; Poales; Poaceae
Product: stress enhanced protein 1, chloroplastic-like
Exons: 4
Coding region: 112-474 (120 amino acids)
Biological process (GO): cellular response to high light intensity
Source: RefSeq, a predicted model, not a curated record